Messenger RNA from Pogona vitticeps (central bearded dragon), 3040 nucleotides. It is a transcript of the gene WDR36, whose product is annotated as WD repeat domain 36. Gene Ontology annotation, biological process: rRNA processing. Gene Ontology annotation, molecular function: protein binding. The record is from RefSeq and is a predicted model, not a curated record. Gene Ontology annotation, cellular component: Pwp2p-containing subcomplex of 90S preribosome; small-subunit processome. Lineage: Eukaryota; Metazoa; Chordata; Lepidosauria; Squamata; Agamidae.
GGCUGCCCAUGUGAGUCGGAAGUGGCCGAAAUUUCCGGGAAUCUUUCGGUAGCGGGAUAGCCUCAUGGUGGAAGCACAUUAGAGCGCUUGGCCCGCCCGCACCGGGAGCUGAGGAGAGGAGAUGUCGGCGGCGGGCGACGCCGGUCCUGGGGCCGCGGCCAGCGGGAGCAGCGCGCUCUUCGCGGGCUUCCGCGCGCUCGGGCUCUACUCCAACCACGUGGCGCACGUGCUCCGCUACCAUCGCCGCCACCGGGAGUUCUACUUGGUCACCGCGGCGGGGAGGAGCUUCCACACUUACAACGUGAAGAAGCUAGGCAUAGUUGCUGUUAGCAAUGCUUUGCCACAGAACAUCACAUGUUUGGCAGCAGAUAGAAUGUUGGUCUUUGCAGCAUGUGGCAGCUUCCUGUAUGCUUUGGCUAGAAACAAAGAGGUAGUUCACACUUACAAGGGACACAGGACAGAUAUCCAUCUUGUGCUGCCAUUUGGAGAUCAUGUAAUCUCUGUAGAUGAUGAUAGUGUUCUUAUUAUUUGGGAUACACAGUCAGAAGAAGAAUACUUGCAACUUAAUUUUGAUAAGAAUGUGUUCACAGUUUCUGCAAUUAUGCAUCCAAGUACCUAUUUGAAUAAAAUUCUUCUUGGUAGUGAACAAGGAAGUCUACAGUUAUGGAAUGUGAAAUCCAACAAACUAUUAUAUACGUUUCCAGGAUGGGGUGCAGGAGUGACAGUCCUUGAGCAGGCACCAGCAGUGGAUGUCAUUGCAGUAGGUCUUGUGUCUGGUCACAUCAUAGUGCAUAAUAUUAGGUUUGAUGAAAUGCUAAUGAAGUUUCAACAAGACUGGGGUCCCAUAACAGCAAUAGCAUUUCGUACAGAUGGGCAUCCAGUUAUGGCUGCUGGAAGUUCUGUUGGACAUAUUGGAUUGUGGGAUCUGGAAGAAAAGAAACUUCUAGGACAGAUGAGAGACACACAUUCCACAGCAGUGUCUGGUAUGUCAUUUGUCCAAGGAGAGCCACUUCUUAUUACUAAUGGUUCGGACAAUGCUAUAAGGGUAUGGAUCUUUGAUGGCCCUGGAGGAAAUGGUAGACUACUGAGAUACAGAAUGGGACAUAGUGCACCUCCAACAAAGAUCAGAUAUCAUGGGCAAAAUGGGCAGCAGAUUCUUAGUGCCGGUCAAGAUGGUACCUUGCAGUCAUUUUCCACAGUGCAUGAAAGAUUCAAUAAAAGUUUAGGACGUGGUUCUAUAAAUAAGAAGUCAAAAAAGAAAGGCUCUCAGUAUGGUACAAUGGCACUUCCUCCUAUUACAACAUUUGCAGCAGAGACAGCUCGUCAGAGUGACUGGGAUGGAAUCAUUGCUUGCCAUCAAGGUUAUGUAACCUGUACUACCUGGAAUUAUCAGAAAUGUUCAAUGGGUAUCUAUAAACUGAAACCAAAAGACUUCAGCAAAAAUAAACCUCUUGGUGUAUAUGCAACAGCAGCAGAUAUCACUUCCUGUGGAAACUUUGCAGUAAUUGGACUUACAACAGGACAUGUGGAUGUAUAUAAUAUGCAGUCUGGCAUUCACAGAGGACGUUAUGGCAAAGAAAAAGCUCAUGAUGGUUCCAUAAGAGGAGUAGCAGUGGAUGGAUUAAACCAGUUUACAAUCACAGCCGGAAGUGAGGGGUUGAUCAAGUUUUGGAAAUUCAAGACCACAAACUUUCUCCAUUCUAUUAAUCUUCCCUCUUCUCCAAAUAAGAUAUUGCUUCACAGAGACAGUGGCAUUCUGGGAAUUGCAAUGGAUGAUUUCGGCAUUGUGGUUCUGGAUACAGAGACAAGAAAAAUUGUAAGACAGUUUUUUGGGCACCAAGGCCAGAUAAAUGACAUGACUUUCAGUCCUGAUGGCCGUUGGCUAAUAAGUGCAUCUAUGGACUGUACCAUUAGGACUUGGGAUCUGCCAUCUGGAUGCCUUGUUGACUGUUUUCUGUUAGAUUCAGCACCAGUAAGCAUCACUAUGUCUCCCACUGGAGAUUUCCUGGCUUCUUCCCAUGUGGAUGAUCUUGGAAUUUACCUGUGGUCUAAUCGCUCAUUGUACUCACUUGUCUCCUUGCGUCCACUCCCAUCAGAUUAUGAGCCUGCUGUAGUAAUGCUUCCUGGAACAUGCCCUGCUCAAGAUGUGGAGGUCACAGAAGAGGAGGAAGCAAGUGAUGAAAUGAUAGAAUACGAUUCUCCGGAGCAGCUGGGAGAAGCGUUAGUGACCCUUUCUGUGCUGCCAGAAUCCAGAUGGAAGAACCUCCUCAGUCUUGAUAUUAUUAAGCAAAAGAAUAAACCCAAGGAGCCACCCAAAGUGCCAAAAUUUGCACCGUUCUUCAUCCCCACAGUUCCUGGUCUCGUACCACGAUAUGCUUCUGCUGAACAGGAAAAUGGUGGACAACAGUCAAAAGUAGUUAAUUUUGGUGUAUUGGCCCAACAAUCUGAAUUCUGCAUGCAGCUUGAAGAAGCUCUUAGAAGCAGCAACUAUAGACCUCCUAUACGGAUUCUGAAGGACCUGGGACCAUCGAACAUUGAGAUAGAACUGAGAGGCUUGUCUCCUGAUGGCGGGGGAUCUGUCGAGGUGAUGCAGAGCUUUCUAAGAAUGAUUGAGGCGAUGCUGAAUACAAAGUGUGACUUUGAACUGGCUCAAGCCUACCUUGCAUUGUUUCUUAAGUUACAUCUUAAAAUCCUUUCCUCGGAGCCAGUUUUGUUGGCAGAAUUAUCCAGGCUGUCACCCCAGCUGGAGGAAAUCUGGAUCCAUUUGCAGACUCUUUUCAACCAAAGCCUUUGCAUUUUAAAUUAUGUUAAAACUGCUUUAUUAUAAUGUACCUUUUGUUCUGUAAGAAUCAAGAUGUUGAAUCUCCCCUUUCUUUUAUAAAAUCUGUCUAAUUAUGAAUACUGAGCACCAGGUUUUUAAAAAGUUAACUGCAUUUUGUUCAAACUGACUUCACUUUGUUCAAUUUAAAUUUGAAUUUCUGCCUGGAUGAAAGUGUGGGAUAAUUAUUUAUUAUUUAUAAUAAAAAUAACAUGAGUUUAA